AUGCGGCUCACUGUGAAGAGCAUCUGGGGACUCGACCUGGCGAGUUGGGUCGCGCUCGUUUCCCUCUAUAAUCUUCUUUCGGCGACCGUCGAGUUGUGGUCAGAAUCACGCCGCUCUUGUCACGCGUCUGGGGCAGAUUCGUUGGCGACCUUCAACUUUACGUCUUCCGUCUUUACGGUGCUUGCGGGGACGUUGGGGAUUCUGUCGACAAUUUUCUAUUCGGCGUCCUUUGUUAUUUUCGUCCUCGUCGCGGUCUCUAUCACGACGUGUAUGGAUAUCGCUGAAAUCGUCACAAAUGCCACGUCAGCGAACCCAAGCGUCAUGCAAUUCGUGAUGACCGGGCUGCAUCUCACGGUCACCGUCGUAGCGCUCCUUAUUCUCUUCUCCUAUUACCGAAUUUUGAAGGCUGGAGGCACUGGGCGAGAAUAUCGCGUCUACCGAAAAAACGAACAGAGAUCCCAAGCACCGCCGUCGCCUUCUUCAUACGCAGCGGAACGGGCAGCUGAGGAAAGCCCGCUGCAGCAACCAGGCUCGACAUAUGGAGCGACUCUCGGAGCUGGAAUUGGUCUUGCUCCCUAG
This is a messenger RNA of Toxoplasma gondii ME49, 579 nucleotides long. RefSeq lists its product as hypothetical. The transcript has a single exon. NCBI's taxonomy places the organism in Eukaryota, Apicomplexa, Conoidasida, Eucoccidiorida, Sarcocystidae. The record is from RefSeq and is a predicted model, not a curated record. The coding region runs from base 1 to 579 and encodes 192 amino acids.